AUGUUGUCUGUCGCUGCCCGCCUCGCUCGAUGUCCACGCCUGCCUACACAUUCCAGACUACCCGCACAAGCAGCGCGAGUCUCCUCCGCGCCAAUUCGGACAUAUAGCACUCCCCGAGGACCACCGCGCUAUGUACGGUUCGGCGAAUCUGAAGGUCCCAGCGGCGGCGGCUCGCGCAAUCCUUGGGAUAUGCGAAAUUGGGAUAGGUCUACGACGGUUGGCGCGGCUUUAGGAGCAGGCGCGGUGGUAUACUAUGUAUCGCACCUCGAACGGGUGCCCGAGACAGGACGAUGGCGCUUUAUGGACAUCAGCCCGAAGUAUGAGUCGAGUCUUGCUGAGGAGUCGCACCAGCAACUCAUGCAGCAGUUCAAAGGCAAGGUUCUACCCCCCAACCAUCCCGUCACGCGGCACAUUCGCCGUGUCGUCGAACGCAUCCUUGAGGCGAACAAUCUCGGCAAAUUGAAGCCCUCAGGAGAGCAGCCGCGGGUACUCCCGUCCGUUGAUGUAUGGUCUGCGAUCGGGGCGGACGACCUUCCGCCGGAUGUCGGGGGAAAUCUGAAGGAAUGGCACUUGUUUGUCGUGAAUGAUGACAAGAUGGUCAACGCCAUGGCCUCCUUUGGUAACAUCGUCGUGUUUACCGGCAUCUUGCCUGUAGCAAAGGACGAAAAUGGGCUCGCAGCUGUUCUUGGACAUGAAAUUGGACAUGCAGUUGCGCGGCAUGUGCCCGAGCGCUAUUCGUCUGCGAAGGUCUUCAUUUUCCUAGCAAUGUUGCUCGACGUCAUAGGCAUCCCGUUCUCGAGCUUCGUGGCGCGUAUUUUGUACGACCUGCCCAAUUCGCGGACACAAGAAUUCGAAGCCGACAAGAUCGGUCUGCGUCUCGCAGCGCGAGCCUGCUACGACCCGGAAGUAGUACCACAGAUGUUCGACCGCCUCGGUCAGCUGGAGCGGGCGUCGAACGGACGUCACAUCGACUUCCUCACCACUCACCCUACAUCUGAGAAACGGUCACGAACUCUCCGUGAGAUGCUGCCAGAGGCUUACACCGCACAGGCGGCAAGUCCUAUGUGCGGGGCUACGGCGGACCAUAUGGCUCAGUUCCGCGAUACAUGGCUGGCAGGCGCAGAUCCCGAGAGCAUGUCAGAGGCUAGGUGGACAUAGUGGUUGUAAUAAACUAGGCUGGUACCGGACUGGACAAUACACCCAACUAUAUGAGCUCG
Molecule: messenger RNA, 1217 nt
Organism: Trametes versicolor FP-101664 SS1
Lineage: Eukaryota; Fungi; Basidiomycota; Agaricomycetes; Polyporales; Polyporaceae
Exons: 9
Coding region: 1-1158 (385 amino acids)
Cellular component (GO): membrane
Molecular function (GO): metalloendopeptidase activity
Source: RefSeq, a predicted model, not a curated record